Papilio xuthus (Asian swallowtail) is the source of this 1827-nucleotide messenger RNA. Its product is annotated as inactive peptidyl-prolyl cis-trans isomerase shutdown. The record is from RefSeq and is a predicted model, not a curated record. Gene Ontology annotation, cellular component: cytoplasm. The transcript has 5 exons. Bases 300 to 1583 code for a protein of 427 amino acids. Gene Ontology annotation, biological process: spermatogenesis; piRNA processing. Lineage: Eukaryota; Metazoa; Arthropoda; Insecta; Lepidoptera; Papilionidae. Gene Ontology annotation, molecular function: peptidyl-prolyl cis-trans isomerase activity; Hsp90 protein binding.
ACUAUACAUGAAAGUUGGUUCGGUUUUAUUUUUAUUAUUUCUACAUAAUUAUUAAAACGAAAUUAAAAACAGUAAAGAGUAGAAGAUGCGUACAAGCUUAAGUAUUGUGGGUACUAAAGCAAUUGCAAUCAUCAGUUGUAUGAGCCAGGAUUCAAAAUCAUCUUAAUGUUUAGUGUUAUAAAACUUUGUGAGCAGCUAGGCUUAGGCUAUGACUAUUGAUACUAAGCAAGUAUGCAGUAUCGGAUCAACCAGAGAUCUAAAAGGAUAUAAAAUUUGUAGACUGUAACUUAUUAUCUAAAAUGGAUCCAACUACAUACAGGGUUGCAUUGGAAAAUGGCUUAAAUUUAAAGGAGGUUCUUACAAGAGGUUCAAUUCUACACAUUAAUGAAGGAUAUGAAGAUUUAGAUGACCACUUAGAACCAGAAACAAAAGCCAGAAAAACUUUUGAAUACAUAGGGCAACCUGUGAAGUCAUUUCAGGAACUCAAACUGGAUCCUGUGGAUGAGAAAGGAUUUAUAAAAAAGAGAAUUAUUGAAGAAGGAGGAGGUUUACCUUUAAAUGAUGAAAAUACUGUUUCAAUAGCAUAUACAGGUUAUUGGGAAAAUGAAAACGAACCAUUUGACCUUGUUAAAAUUAAUAAGCCAUUAGUUGUGGAUCUCAAAGAUAAUGGUUUAUUGCCUGGUUUACAAUUAGCAAUCCAUUCUAUGCUUGUUGGAGAACUAUCAUUAUUUCUUCUCUCCUAUGAAUUAAUGUAUGGUGAAAUGGGAAUUCCACCGAGGAUCAAACCUAAAGCAGAUUGUAUAUUUUACAUUAAGUUAAUUAAAAGCAUAAUUACUCCAAAACAAGGGCCUAUUAAUUUCUCUGAGGCGAACAUAUUUAACAGAGUUCAUCAUGAAGUUAAAUUAUUAUACAGUUCUGGACUUACAUUACAUAAAACUAAGAAUUACAUGGCAGCAGCACAAGUGUUCAGGAAAAGUGUGUCUAUGCUCCAUAGGUGUCGCUUAGCAGAUGAAGAUGAAGAGAAAAUUCAAGAAAAACUACUUAUAAAGUUAUACAGUAAUCUAGCAAUAUGUUACAAUAAAUUAAAGAAGCCACUUCAAGCAUGUACAUCAUGUAAUGAAUUAAAUAGACUUAAUAGUCUUUGGAAUAAUAGUAAGAUGCUAUUUCAAAAUGCGAAAGCACUACGAAUGAUUGGUCAAUUCAGUGAAGCAGAAAAAAGACUUCGGAGUGCACUAAAACUGCAGCCGAAUAAUGAAGAACUGCAGAUAGAAUUGGAACUAUUACUACAAACUCGAGACUCUUGUAAACAGAUUACUUUGAUUGGAAGGGAAACCUUAGAACCAGUAAAUGACAACUUUAAGCGAGAAGUAGAUACCCUUAUAAUAAAUUUUAAGAAUAAUGUCAAUUUAUGCAAGCUCACACUACCAAGUGGCUUAAAUAAAGAUGAAAUGGACUAUGUAAAAGAAGCUUGCAUCAGGGAAAAUUUAUUUUUCAAUGUUAUACAAAAGAAUUAUUUCCUAGAUAAAGAUGUUUUUAAUGAUGUAAAGGAGAGAGAUGAUCCAUUGUGGACUUCACCAGACUGACUAAUAAAACUGUAUAAGAAAUAAUGUUACAUUAGCUUCAUUAUACCCCUUAAGUAUAUAGCUAGAGUAUGAAAAUCAAAAAUAGUACAAAAAAUUGAAACAAACUAUAUUUCAACAAAUUAUAUUUCAUAUUUCCGUAAUUACAAUAUUCCGUAAAACUAAUAAUGACUACAUAGUCUAUCGGCGGAACCACACCUUUUUAUUGAGUCCUUAAAAUGCAACACUUAUCAUGAAUUAACUGAAA